Ceratitis capitata (Mediterranean fruit fly) is the source of this 467-nucleotide messenger RNA. RefSeq names its product LYR motif-containing protein 2. NCBI's taxonomy places the organism in Eukaryota, Metazoa, Arthropoda, Insecta, Diptera, Tephritidae. Bases 118 to 447 code for a protein of 109 amino acids. Gene Ontology annotation, cellular component: mitochondrion. The transcript is spliced from 2 exons. The record is from RefSeq and is a predicted model, not a curated record.
AGCAAAACAAAAAGCGAAAUCAGCUGUGUUUGGCAUUUUACUGAGAACAUAGAUAAAAAAAUGAGAAAACAGCUGAGUAAAUGCUUAGGAGUUAAAUUUAUUAAUUUAUAAACCAAAAUGACAAAAUUACCGAAAACAGCGUUAAAUUUAAAGCAAUUUAUGCUGCGGCAGGAUGUUCUGAAGCUGUAUCGAGAGAUAUUCCGCACCAUACGACUCGUGCCUGACAAGAGUAACCAGCGAGAAUUACGUGAUUGGGCGCGACAUGAUUUUCGUGUACAUAGUGGUCAAACAGAUGAAUUAGCUAUUAAAAUGAUGCUACAGUAUGGACGACGUAGUCUUACAGAGCUGCAGACAAGUUUGGAUUUAAGUGGUGUUAGUUCGGGCAAAGGGAAUAAUAAAGCAGUGCAGGAUAGUAAGAAAGGAAAAAGUGAAGAGGUUAAAAAUUAGAUGAAGUACAAGUAAACUAG